AUUGGAGGGUCUGCCGCGGCGGCUCGCGAGCUCGGAUGUGCGAUCUGGAGGAGUGACACGUGCUGUAGAGGAAAAAAACAAAAAACAACAAAAAAAUAAAAAGUCACAUCCUGGAGUUUAAAUCUUCCUUUUAAUAUUUUUUACUGUACAUAAUUUUUAAGGUGGAAUUUUUUUCGUCUGUUUUUACUUGAACUGGGAAAGUCCACAUCUUCGGAACCAUGGGACGAGGAGAAGGACGCGAGCAGUAUGAGCUGGCUGCGACCUCGGAGCAGGGCGGCAAGAAGAAGGGGAAGGGGAAGAAGAAGGAGAAGGAUAUGGAUGAGCUGAAGAAGGAAGUGGAUAUGGAUGAUCACAAGCUGACCCUGGAUGAGCUCAACCGCAAAUAUGGAACAGACCUCAGCAACGGUUUGACAGGCGCUAAGGCUGCUGAGAUCCUGGCCCGAGAUGGACCCAACGCUCUCACUCCUCCUCCCACCACCCCAGAGUGGGUCAAGUUCUGCAAACAGAUGUUUGGUGGUUUCUCCAUGCUCCUGUGGACUGGAGCCAUCCUCUGUUUCCUGGCCUAUGGGAUCCAGGCUGCAAUGGAGGAUGAGCCUGCCAAUGAUAAUUUGUACCUGGGCGUCGUGCUCUCUGCUGUCGUCAUCAUCACUGGUUGCUUCUCGUACUACCAAGAGGCCAAGAGCUCCAAGAUCAUGGACUCCUUCAAGAACCUGGUCCCACAGCAAGCCCUGGUCGUCCGUGACGGCGAGAAGAAGCACAUCAACGCCGAGGAGGUGGUAGUCGGAGAUUUAGUGGAGGUGAAAGGUGGAGACAGGAUCCCUGCCGACCUGCGAAUCAUCUCAGCCCACGGCUGCAAGGUGGACAACUCCUCCCUCACCGGAGAGUCCGAACCCCAGACUCGUACUCCUGACUUCUCCAACGAGAACCCAUUGGAAACCAGGAACAUCGCUUUCUUCUCCACCAACUGUGUUGAAGGAACCGCUCGUGGUAUCGUCAUCAGCACCGGAGAUCGCACCGUCAUGGGUCGUAUCGCCACGCUUGCUUCUGGACUGGAAGUGGGACGUACCCCCAUCUCCAUUGAGAUCGAGCAUUUCAUCCACAUCAUCACUGGUGUCGCCGUCUUCCUCGGUGUGUCCUUCUUCGUCCUCUCCCUCAUCCUCGGGUACACCUGGCUUGAAGCUGUUAUCUUCCUCAUCGGUAUCAUCGUAGCCAACGUACCCGAGGGUCUGCUGGCCACCGUCACUGUGUGUCUGACUCUGACCGCCAAGCGCAUGGCCAAGAAGAACUGCCUGGUGAAGAACUUGGAAGCUGUGGAGACCCUGGGAUCCACCUCCACCAUCUGCUCCGACAAGACCGGCACCCUCACCCAGAACAGGAUGACCGUUGCCCACAUGUGGUUCGACAACCAGAUCCAUGAGGCUGACACCACCGAGAACCAGAGCGGGACCUCCUUCGACAGGAGCUCGGCCACAUGGGCCGCCCUGGCUAGGGUCGCCGGACUCUGCAACCGCGCCGUCUUCCUGGCCGAGCAGAGCGGUCUCCCCAUCCUGAAGAGGGACGUAGCCGGUGACGCCUCAGAGUCCGCUCUGCUGAAGUGUAUCGAGCUGUGCUGCGGAUCAGUGGCAGAAAUGAGAGAUAAAAACAGCAAGAUAUCCGAGAUCCCGUUCAACUCUACUAACAAGUACCAGCUUUCCAUUCACAAAAAUGGUAACGCCGAAGCCGAGUCCAAGCACCUUCUGGUGAUGAAAGGAGCCCCAGAGAGGAUUUUGGACCGCUGCUCCACCAUCAUGCUCCAGGGCAAAGUGCAACCUCUGGAUGACGAGAUGAAAGACGCUUUCCAGAACGCGUACCUUGAGCUGGGAGGUCUGGGAGAGAGAGUGCUGGGAUUCUGCCACUUCGACCUGCCUGAUGACCAGUUCCCAGAAGGCUUUGCUUUUGACACUGAGGAGGUGAACUUCCCCACUGAGAACCUGUGCUUCAUCGGCCUCAUGUCCAUGAUCGACCCUCCUCGUGCUGCUGUGCCCGACGCUGUAGGCAAAUGCAGGAGCGCUGGAAUCAAGGUCAUCAUGGUGACAGGUGAUCAUCCAAUCACAGCUAAGGCCAUCGCCAAGGGUGUGGGUAUCAUCUCUGAAGGCAACGAGACAGUCGAGGACAUCGCUGCACGUCUGAACAUCCCAAUCAACGAAGUCAACCCACGAGAUGCCAAGGCCUGUGUAGUCCACGGCGGAGACCUCAAAGAUCUGAGCGCGGAGCAGCUCGACGACAUCCUGAAGUACCACACUGAGAUCGUCUUCGCCCGAACCUCCCCUCAGCAGAAACUGAUCAUCGUGGAGGGCUGCCAGAGACAGGGAGCUAUCGUGGCUGUAACAGGUGACGGUGUGAACGACUCUCCUGCUCUGAAGAAGGCUGACAUCGGUGUUGCCAUGGGUAUCGCUGGGUCUGACGUGUCCAAGCAGGCGGCUGACAUGAUCCUGCUGGACGACAACUUCGCCUCCAUCGUCACCGGAGUGGAAGAAGGCCGUCUCAUCUUUGACAACUUGAAGAAAUCCAUCGCCUACACUCUGACCAGUAACAUCCCUGAGAUCACCCCCUUCCUCCUCUUCAUCAUCGCCAACAUCCCACUGCCUCUGGGAACCGUCACCAUCCUGUGUAUCGACCUGGGAACUGACAUGGUCCCCGCCAUCUCCCUGGCUUACGAAGCAGCCGAGAGCGACAUCAUGAAGAGACAGCCCAGAAACCCUAAAACAGACAAACUGGUGAACGAGAGGCUCAUCAGCAUAGCCUACGGACAGAUCGGUAUGAUCCAGGCUCUUGCAGGCUUCUUCACCUAUUUUGUCAUCUUGGCUGAAAACGGCUUCCUGCCCUCCACCCUCAUCGGCAUCAGAGUAUCCUGGGACAACAAAUACUGCAACGAUCUGGAGGACAGCUACGGACAGCAAUGGACCUACGAGCAGAGGAAGAUUGUAGAGUUCACCUGCCACACAGCCUUCUUCGUCAGCAUCGUCAUCGUGCAGUGGGCUGAUCUGAUCAUCUGUAAGACCAGGAGGAACUCCGUCUUCCAGCAGGGCAUGAAGAACAAGAUCCUGAUCUUCGGCCUGUUUGAGGAGACCGCCCUCGCUGCCUUCCUGUCUUACUGCCCGGGAAUGGACGUCGCCCUCAGAAUGUAUCCUCUCAAGCCCAACUGGUGGUUCUGCGCCUUCCCUUACUCCCUGCUCAUCUUUAUCUAUGAUGAAAUCCGUAAGCUGAUCCUCAGACGCAGCCCAGGAGGAUGGGUGGAACGAGAGACCUACUAUUAAACCGUCAGUCCAGUCAGCUCGCAUCUUCUCCUCCACUCCCGUCUUUGCAUGAAUAUUGUCUUGCUGCUCGGAAUAAAAAUUUUAACCUCCUGUGGAAAAAAAAAAAGAAAACUAUUGGAACGUGUUUUUAUAUUAGGGAAUGCUUGAUACUACUAUUAGACAAAUCCUGAGAUGGAACGUGCUGAUGAUGAUGUUGAUAAAUGAUAAUGCUAAUAAUGACAUGAACACUGAACAAUGACAUGACUAUGCGUGCCUUGUUUCUGAAACAGGACCAAUUUUAUACAUGUUUUUAACAGUUAUAAACGUUCAAUAAAAAUGCGCUCGAGUCAGGUCCCA
Messenger RNA from Notolabrus celidotus (New Zealand spotty), 3632 nucleotides. Its product is annotated as sodium/potassium-transporting ATPase subunit alpha-1. Gene Ontology annotation, molecular function: ATP binding; ATP hydrolysis activity; P-type sodium:potassium-exchanging transporter activity. The record is from RefSeq and is a predicted model, not a curated record. Gene Ontology annotation, biological process: sodium ion export across plasma membrane; intracellular sodium ion homeostasis; proton transmembrane transport. Gene Ontology annotation, cellular component: membrane. Lineage: Eukaryota; Metazoa; Chordata; Actinopteri; Labriformes; Labridae. The transcript is spliced from 23 exons. Bases 219 to 3296 code for a protein of 1025 amino acids.